AUGAUCGAAAAACUGAUCAAAGGUAUCAACCAAAGAUUGUUCCAAGGACUUAUCCGAGGAUUGAACCCAAGGUAUGAACCAAGGGCUGAUCCAAGGUAUGAUCCAAGGACUGAUCCAAGGUAUGAUCCAAGGUGUGAUCCAAGGUAUGAUCCAAGGUAUGAACCAAGGACUGAUCCAAGUACUGAUCCAAGGUAUGAACCAUAG
Messenger RNA from Haliotis rubra (blacklip abalone), 204 nucleotides. RefSeq names its product testis-expressed protein 29-like. The record is from RefSeq and is a predicted model, not a curated record. Lineage: Eukaryota; Metazoa; Mollusca; Gastropoda; Lepetellida; Haliotidae. The coding region runs from base 1 to 204 and encodes 67 amino acids. The transcript has 3 exons.